This is a messenger RNA of Drosophila serrata, 1724 nucleotides long. RefSeq names its product big bubble 8 (gene bb8). The record is from RefSeq and is a predicted model, not a curated record. Gene Ontology annotation, cellular component: mitochondrion. NCBI's taxonomy places the organism in Eukaryota, Metazoa, Arthropoda, Insecta, Diptera, Drosophilidae. Gene Ontology annotation, molecular function: L-glutamate dehydrogenase (NAD+) activity. Gene Ontology annotation, biological process: L-glutamate catabolic process.
AAAUACUUCUACCUUAAACUAAAACCAAAGUAUCUAUCUUAUUUAAGUAAAAUUUAUCAAUAACUUUUAACCAUUGGCACACCUCUUUUUUUUACUAAAAUAUGUUUCGCCACCUGGUAGCGGUUCUGCGCAGGCGUAGAAGCGGGGUCCGAAUGGGUUUGUGGAAACGCUUCCAACACCAAAUGCCCGAGCGCCUGAAGCAGGUUGAGACAGACAAGGAUCCCGAGUUCUCGGCCAUGGUGCUCUAUUACUACCACAGGGCUGCGCAGACGCUGGAGCCGGAGUUGAUUAAGGAGAUGGAAAAGUAUCCGCACAUGAAGGUGGAGGAGCGUCAGGCACGGGUCAGUGCAAUCCUUAAUCUAAUUGGAAGUGUAUCCACCUCGGUGGAGGUUAACUUUCCCAUUGUGCGCAAGAAUGGCACCUAUGAGAUCAUCACCGGCUAUCGCUCACACCAUGUGCGCCACAAAUUGCCCCUUAAGGGAGGCAUCCGCUAUGCCAUGGACGUGGACGAGAACGAGGUCAAGGCACUUGCCUCGAUUAUGACCUUCAAAUGCGCCUGCGUCAACCUGCCUUAUGGUGGCUCCAAGGGCGGGGUGCGUAUCGAUCCCAAGAACUAUACUGUGGAUGAGCUACAAACCAUUACGAGACGAUACACAAUGGAGCUGCUUAAGCGCAAUAUGAUUGGACCUGGGGUAGAUGUACCCGCGCCCGAUAUGAAUACUGGUCCACGGGAGAUGGCCUGGAUCGUGGAUCAAUACCAGAAGACCUUUGGCUACAAGGACAUCAAUUCGGCGGCCAUUACCACGGGGAAACCCGUUCACAUUGGCGGCAUCAAUGGUCGAAAUUCGGCCACAGGCAGGGGCGUGUGGAAGGCGGGAGAUCUCUUUUUAAAGGACAAGGAAUGGAUGGACCUGAUUAAAUUUAAAACCGGCUGGGAGGAUAAGAGAGUCAUUGUUCAGGGCUUCGGAAAUGUUGGCUCCUUUGCCUCCAAGUUUGUGCACGAGGCAGGGGCGAAAAUAAUCGGGAUCAAGGAGUUCGAUGUAUCGAUUGUUAACCCAGAUGGCAUUGAUAUAACUGAACUCUUCGAUUAUGUGGCUGAGAAGAAGACUAUCAAGGGAUAUCCUAAAGCCCAAGAGACAACGGAGGAUUUGCUGACAGCUGACACAGAUAUCCUUAUGCCCUGCGCCACCCAGAAGGUGAUCACCAACGAGAAUGCCGGUAAUAUCAAGGCCAAACUGAUUCUGGAGGGUGCGAAUGGACCCACAACCCCCGCUGGUGAGAAGAUCCUUCUGGAGAAGGGUGUGCUCCUGGUGCCCGAUCUCUACUGCAAUGCGGGUGGAGUAACUGUCUCCUAUUUUGAGUAUUUGAAAAACAUCAAUCACGUGUCCUACGGAAAAAUGAACUCCAAGAAGACUUCCGAGCUCAUCCACGAGCUGAUCAAUUCCAUCAACGAGUCGUUUCAGAGAUGUCCGGACUCCGCCAUUCCACAAAUAGAGCCCAACAAGAAGCUGACGAGGAUACGCGAGUGCACCACGGAGGCGGACAUAGUGGACUCAGCUCUCCAGACGGUCAUGGAGUCGGCGGCCAUUGGGAUCAAGCAAAUGGCCAAUAAGUUUGAGCUCUGCAAUGAUCUUCGUCGCGCCGCCUAUGUCUACUCGUCUCUCAAGGUCUUCGAGGCGAUAGAGAGCUCAGGUAUUUCCCAGCAAUGAUGCUGGAGUAGGUAU